AUGGAAUCCCUCAAAGCAGUUUUCUUUAAACCAGACCCUGCAACCCAGAUGAGAAAAUGCAACGCUCUCAUAAGAAGUAAUACGCGGAAACUCGAUCGUGACAUUGCCCAGUUGAAAACACUCGAUAUAAAAACCAAACAGUUUAUUGUUGCGGCGUCGCGCAGGGCGCAGAGAAAUCCAUCGCAAGCAAACCAAGCGGCCCAAGAAACCAGAGUAUUCGCAAAGGAGUUGGUCAGAAUACGAAAACAAUCGUCACGGUUGAAUACAAGCAAGGCCCAGCUGGAAAGUGUAAGAAUGCAGGUCAAUGAAGCGUUUGCUGUGCGCAAAAUUGAAGGCAGCUUGAGAACAUCGACAGGGAUUAUGAAGGAUGUCAAUACGCUGGUUAGAUUACCCCAAUUGUCAGAGACUAUGCGCCAGUUAAGCCUUGAACUCGUCAAAGCAGGCAUACUUGAAGAGAGCAUAGACGAUGCACUACCGAGCGAUCAGCUUCUAGAAGGCGAGGAAGAAGCAGCAGAUGCCGAGGUUGAUAAAGUUUUGCAGGAAGUGUUACAGGGGAGGCUUGCAAAGGCCGAGGGGCUCAGACCGGAAGAGCCAAUGGAGGAGCCAGCAGCGGAGGAAUUCGAAGACCAAGAAGCUACGCUGGAGCAGAUGAGGGGUCGCCUCGAGGCUUUGAAAAGUUGA
Molecule: messenger RNA, 681 nt
Organism: Ophidiomyces ophidiicola
Lineage: Eukaryota; Fungi; Ascomycota; Eurotiomycetes; Onygenales; Onygenaceae
Gene: VPS24
Product: Vacuolar protein-sorting-associated protein 24
Exons: 3
Coding region: 1-681 (226 amino acids)
Biological process (GO): protein transport; late endosome to vacuole transport; endosome transport via multivesicular body sorting pathway
Cellular component (GO): multivesicular body; ESCRT III complex
Source: RefSeq, a predicted model, not a curated record